Strongylus vulgaris is the source of this 327-nucleotide messenger RNA. The record is from the annotation of a GenBank genome assembly. Lineage: Eukaryota; Metazoa; Nematoda; Chromadorea; Rhabditida; Strongylidae.
AUGCCUAAUUCUUUUCGCAAAAUCGUAAUAACGUACCACCUUUUAGGCACUGACAGCGUUCAACUUCGCCACUAUGUCUUCGACAUUAGCGAUGAAGGAGCUCUUGAACGUGCCCUACAAGGUUGUACAGCCGUUGUGCAUUGUGCUCAUGCCCCAAUUCCAUGGAAGUACCAGAAUAAGAAGGAAACCGAAGAGAUGUGGAGAGAUAAUCUCACUAGUAAGCUUUUUCCCUUUACUUUAUUGCAGAAAAGUCGCUUACCUUGGUAUUUUGCUCUCGUGCAAUCAAAAAUCGAAAUUGUCCAUUCGUUUUUACUUUGGAGUUUAUGA